AUGUCUUCAAGUAACCGCGAUUCCAAUACACCGGUGCAAAACAACUCGGGUGAUGACGCGCCUACAGAGUUUAACGCUGCUGUAGAGGAGCUUCUCAAUACCAUUCAAAACAAAUUUGCGGGUGUAUCUUCAGAAAUAUUCGCCAAGUUGGACGACAUGUCGUCAAGGUUGGAUAAGCUGGAAGCAGAAUUACGAGCGAACAACGCCAAAGACAACGGUACUUCCAAGUCAUGA
This is a messenger RNA of Akanthomyces muscarius, 234 nucleotides long. RefSeq lists its product as uncharacterized. The transcript is spliced from 3 exons. Gene Ontology annotation, molecular function: transcription corepressor activity. Gene Ontology annotation, biological process: cellular heat acclimation. Bases 1 to 234 code for a protein of 77 amino acids. The record is from RefSeq and is a predicted model, not a curated record. Lineage: Eukaryota; Fungi; Ascomycota; Sordariomycetes; Hypocreales; Cordycipitaceae. Gene Ontology annotation, cellular component: cytosol; nucleus.